Messenger RNA from [Torrubiella] hemipterigena, 4104 nucleotides. Lineage: Eukaryota; Fungi; Ascomycota; Sordariomycetes; Hypocreales; Clavicipitaceae. The record is from the annotation of a GenBank genome assembly.
CCCAGCCAAAAUAUCUCUUCCACCCGCUUCAACGCGCUGUCCAGGUCCUUGCCGGCGACAGAGCUAGCCACCACUCGUUCGACCAGCUCUUGUUCUCUUUUCCCAUCGGUACCGGUUCGACGGCAUGUAUUAUUUACGGCACCAAUUGCUUUAAGGCGCACCGUGUUUUUUUCUUUCUAAAAACUGUGUGUGGUGUAUUUUUGACCACAUCUGGAAAACUGCGCCGCUAGCAGCCACCCCCCGUCCUUGCAAAGGUCGACGGCACGUCUUUUCCUUCCCGCCUCAUCGCGCCGACCAUCAUAUACAGCAUUUCGACCACAUGGCAAGACGGGCAGCUGUGCCUGGCGGCAGCGCCGAUGGCUCCAGCUCGCCUCGCGAUCCGGACAAGCCUCGUUUGGACCGCGACAACCACGAAUCCAAGCCGGCGACGACGUCGCGUCCCUCGUCGUCUCGAAAACCUCGCAGGCCGAGUAAUUUGGACUGGAACCCUCCAAACGGUACCAUUGACCAAACUACCGACAAGGGCACUUUGACUCAUGCGCCUCCCGAAUCCCCUUCACUCCCAGCAGCAUCUAUAGCCGCGGGCCGUUCCAAGAAAAUCACCACUACGUCACCAGCGAAAAACCGCCACGGAUCAUGGUCCAUAUCGAAACUUGCCUUUGUAACAGCUACUCUCGGUCUCAUUUUACUGGGCACAAUCCUGAGAUCCCUAGUAUCCCGGCAAUUGGAACCAAAAGGCUGCCGGAUGUCCUAUAUGCGGCCGAGCUACAUACAUUAUCACGAAUUCGACACGGAACACACUCGAUUCGCAACAAAAUAUUCUCUAUACUUGUACCGUGAGCAAGGCUUCGAUGACGAGCAUAAGUUACGUGGCGUCCCCGUGCUCUUUAUCCCUGGUAAUGCUGGAAGCUACAAACAAGUCCGCCCGAUUGCUGCAGAAGCCUCAAGCUAUUUCUACGAACAGCUUCAACAUGACGGAUCCUCUGUGGCGCAUGGUAUUCGAAACCUCGAUUUCUUUACUGUUGACUUUAACGAAGAUAUUACUGCCUUCCAUGGGCAAACACUUCUUGACCAGGCGGAGUACCUCAAUGAGGCAGUCCGCUUUAUCUUGACGCUCUACUCCGACCCAACCCGGACAGCACGAGAUGCGGGCUUACCAGACCCAUCUUCUGUCAUCAUCGUUGGCCACUCAAUGGGCGGCGUUGUGGCUCGAACGAUGCUCAUCCAGCCAAACUAUCAGCUCAACUCCAUCAACACAAUCAUUACCAUGUCUGCACCACACGCGAGACCUCCAGUAACGUUCGAUGGGCAGAUUGUACAAAUAUAUGACGAAAUAAACGACUACUGGAGAGAAGCGUAUGCGCAAAAGUGGGCUAGUAACAACCCGCUGUGGCACGUCACUCUUGUAUCAAUUGCAGGUGGCAGUCUGGACACCGUCGUUCCAUCUGAUUAUGCCAGCUUAGAAUCUCUUGUACCCGAAACGCACGGCUUCACGGUUUACACUACUGGUAUCCCAACAGUGUGGACUAGCGCCGAUCACCAAGCCAUUCUAUGGUGUGAUCAAUUCCGCAAAGUGGUUUCACGAGCACUCUAUGACAUUGUUGAUGUGAAUCGUGCUAGUCAGACGAGGCCAAGAGCAGAGCGCAUGAGAACAUUUGUGAAGCAUUUCCUAACUGGAUUAGAGGCUAAUGCAGAAAAACCCGGCAUACAAGAAUCUCAAACCGCCUUACUCACUCUGGAUGAUAAGACAUCGUCUAUGAUCCCCGCGGGUGAGAGAUUAGUGUUGCGAAAUCUCGGAUCAGUUGCUCGUACCGAAACAUAUCUCUUUCCAAUUCCUGCUGCAGGACAGCUCGAGAACCAGCAUUUCACUCUGCUUUCCGAUACAGCGCUAGAUAUUAGCGGUGGCCACGGACCACUUGAAGUUCUCCUAUGUGGAACACAUACCGCUCAGAAUGCUGAUGGCUCCGCGAACUACGCAACGACCAUACAUCUGGCCGAGAGUGAUAGAGCGACGACCCAGCUUCUGUGCAAAAAUGCACAUGCUGAUAGCGUCCUGCUACCCGCUUCAACACCUUUUACAAAGCACCCAUUUUAUUUGGAAAACGAGGCAGAAAUCAGACCGUUUUCGUACCUGCAAUACAAGAUGAGCCAUCUCGCCGAGUACCAAUUUAUCGCCGUCAUCAACAAAGCCGGCUCAGCUAGCAACAGCUUUGUCAUUGCCGAGUUCAUCGAUGCCAUAGAUUCUACCCACGUGGUUGAUGUUUCUUUGGGCCAACUCUUGAUGGAAGGUGUUACUUUUGAGCUUCCCCAAGAUCGCCCCUUGUCUGUCGACGUUCUGGUACCGGCGAUGCAGUCGAGCUUGCUGGCGUAUAACCUGCAGGUGAAGCAUGGCCAAUGCCAAGGAAAUCCCCUUUUCUCCCCAAUGUUGAGACAGUAUCUUGAUCAGCCCCACGAAUCGAAGUUCUUCGUUAAUGUGGAAAAUGCAGACAUUAGUCUGCACGGAAUCGCACCCUAUAUGCCACCAGCAUUGGAACCACAAGCAGCUGAAGGUAUCGCUCUUCAGUUUUGGUCUGACCCAACUUGUGGCAUGCCUCUUUCUAUUGAGGUGCAGUUUGAUGCCAUUGGCAGUCUUGGGAAAUUGUAUAUGAGAUAUCGCACAGUGUUUGCUGCGUUCCCCCUUCUCAUUGUCACUCUUGUUCUACGGAAGCAGUUCCGAGUGUAUGACGAGACAGGCACAUUCAUUCCAUUUUCUGAAGGCCUGGACAUGAGCUUACGACGCUCUAUCCCUCUGUUGCUCCUGUCCAUGACACUAUUAUCAGCAUCUAUUGGUGGUGCCCCGUACAUUCGCAAUGGCCGAAUUUGGAACCGCACAAGAGCAGUACCACAUUCUGAAGUUGACUUUCAUCGAAAUGACCUGCUUAUUGGUACCGAUGACCCAUUGUUUACAGCCAUUGUACCUAUUAUUGGCCUUGUGUGUGUUGGAGUCUGCACAGCUCUUCAUUAUAUGAUCCUAGCCAUCACCAAGAUCUUCUCUAUUCUGUAUGGGCUACUUAGAAGCACUAGGGCGGCAGCGAUGGGUAUCGAUACCGCCAGUGCAAGCUUACCGGUUAUUGCUGCUUCUACCCCACGUAGGCGUAUGCUCUCAACCGCGAUACUCCUGUUUCUGGUCUCGACAUUUAUUCCGUAUCAGUUUGCGUACCUGGUGGCAUGCCUUGUCCAGUUAUUCACAUCUACCAGAGCAUUGAGGAUCUUGACUGUGAACCCAUCGCUCUCGAACGCAAACUAUUACCAUUAUUGCCACUCUAUUCUGCUCCUUAUGAUGUGGGUUCUACCCAUCAACCUACCUAUCUUGGCAGUUUGGAUCCGGAACCUGGCUGUCCAUUGGCUAACACCAUUCUCUUCCCACCACAACGUUCUCUCUAUUAUGCCCUUUAUUCUGCUGGUGGAAAACCUCACGACUGGAAGGAUGGUUCCGCAAAUAUCAAGUGGUCUCCGCCAUGUGACCAGCAUUUUCCUAUUUUGCACCGCUCUUUGCGCCGCGUUGUAUGGCGUAUCCCAUGCCUACAUGCUACACUAUCUUGUCAAUAUCAUAGCUGCUUGGCUCGUCAUUCUCCAUGCAACCUCAAAUACUUGGUCUCUUGCCAGUAUUAGCUCCAUGUUUGAAGGCAAUGCUCAUGAGACAAGGAAGACAGGAAAAGCAGCAUGAUGGGAUGAGGAGCCUCUAUCAGCCUCUACAAUUAGCAUUGUUGUAAGAAUACUUGCGAUUUCAUGCGCCAACAUGCUUGGUAAAUAAUUCCUAAUCCGCCAGCUAGCCGGUUAUCUAAAAUAUUAGAUAACCCACAGGUCUGGCAGUCUCGCUUUUUUUUCUUUUCACUUUCUUUGCACAUUCUACUUUCUAUUUAGCAUAUUGUGGCGUUUCAUUGCCUUUACCAAACUGUCAUUCGGUGGAAGGGUCAUCUUGAGGUUUGGUGGUAUUCCAUGAGGCAUUGUUGGCUAGGUUUUGAAUACAUGCAUUUUUGAGGGUGAACUGGCGAGGGACGUACACGAGGUGUAUUAGCGGCAACAUUUAACAGCUUAUGAUUAUGUAUUAACUUGAGUAAAAGA